Trematomus bernacchii (emerald rockcod) is the source of this 1729-nucleotide messenger RNA. RefSeq lists its product as uncharacterized. The record is from RefSeq and is a predicted model, not a curated record. The transcript is spliced from 4 exons. Bases 181 to 495 code for a protein of 104 amino acids. NCBI's taxonomy places the organism in Eukaryota, Metazoa, Chordata, Actinopteri, Perciformes, Nototheniidae.
CACUAAAGGCAACUUAACCGGGAGCCCCGCCGCCUGUCGCCCACAACAGCAUCAUCAUCAUCAUCAUCAUCAUCAUCCUCUUCAUCAUCCUCAUCAUCAUCAGUAUCAGCAUCAGUGUGAUGAAGCAGCGGAGGACGGAGACCUUCCUGCUCUGAGACACUGGACCAGCCUGCACACAGGAUGACUGAGGUGAUGAACUCUCUUGAGCCCGGCACAGAGGACUUCAGCGGGGGAGGAGCGUCAGCAGAUCAGGGCGCAAUCUUCCCAGAUACCCAUGAAAGGUAUCCGAAGCUUUCCAAGAGACUUCCCUCCAUCGUGGUGGAGCCGACAGACGGAGCCGAGGUGGAGAGCGGCGAGCUGCGCUGGCCUCCGGAUGAACCCAGCUCUCCGGACGGCAAAACUGAGAGGAAGAGAGCAGAGGAACAAACUGCAGAUGAAUACCAGUCGAAUGUCGACGUGGACGAAGAGGCUUCAGCUGCGGAGAUGCAGGACUGAACAAACUCUCCUCCUGCGUGACGCACUGUUACUGUGAGUGAGUCCAGACUUGGAUUGAUGAAAUGUCCAAUAAAGGUCAACGUUGCAUUGAUAGAAAGAUCAUGGAGACAGAUUAGACACGGUAGAAAAACAGAUUCCCAAACCCCAGCUCACAGGCUUGGAGCCAGAGUCGUGCUGCCACCUUAAAUUAAUUCACAGAGGUGUUUGUUUUUAUUGUUUUGGGUGCGCUUCUUCCUUGGAUGAAGCUGGUUUUGACACAUGUAAGGAAAUAAAGAAGAUUGGAAGUUGAUAUAUUUUCCCUAAUUUGCCUUUUUACGAGAAGUGAAUGAAGAAAUAAUCUUUUGGCAGCAGGCGGUGUUUUUUUUGUCAGUAUUUAAACACUUUAUUUCAAGUUUACGUAUGUGAAGGUGGUUUUGAAAAAUGUAAGGUUAUAUAGAAGAUUGAAGGGAUUAAGUUGCUAUAUUGCUUUUUGUUAGGAAAAUAUCACUCGUCACCACACUUUUUUUCCUAGUUGGCCUUUUGGCUUUUCAGGAGAAGUGGAUGAACGAAUAACCUUCAGGCAGCAGGAGUGAUUUUAAUGUCAGAAUUUAUUUUAUAUUUUCCAGUUUACGUACAAUAAGUGAGGGUUUCCUUGUUUAAUAUGACUGUUUUCCAGCAUUCCCAGCUUGCUAUAUCACAUUAAAUACAAUUAUUUCUCUCUGGCUCCAAGCCUUCACCACCCAGAGUCCCAUCGGAUCUGGACAGAUGUUUAUAAAUACUGUGUGAGUAUCUAGCUCAAGUGUGCCAUAUUAAUACUACUACUAAUAAUAGUAGCUGCACAGUUUUUACAUUAAGUAUAGAUGUCAUUUACAUCUCUGUAUGUUAAGUGCUGACUGCUGUAGUUUUGGUGAUGCUUGGUCUGUAUUCACUUUCAAAAAUAGCUACGAUGUUUUAAAGAACAGUAUUUGAGUUAGAAAAAGCCUUCAUCACUUUAUUCGAUGUUAUCGCAACACAUUCUUUGAUAUAUUAUAAAAUGUUGUCUUCAUACAGUGGGUGUUUAAAAGGAAUGUAAUCGUAUUCUGUUUUACUUAUUGGAGCAAUAUGUUCACAGGAGUUUAAAGGCAGUCCAUUUUGUAACAGAAGUAGAAAUAUCCGGUGUAUUUUAGACGUGUGUCGCUUGUCACAGACAUGAUAUUUUUUAAAAUACUGGAAGUAAUUUAUUGCACAAGUAAUAAACCUUUUAACAAUUCUUAAA